AUGAUGUCCAUGAACAGCAAGCAGCCUCACUUUGCCAUGCAUCCCACCCUCCCUGAGCACAAGUACCCGUCACUGCACUCCAGCUCCGAGGCCAUCCGGCGGGCCUGCCUGCCCACGCCGCCGCUACAGAGCAACCUCUUCGCCAGCCUAGACGAAACGCUGCUGGCGCGGGCCGAGGCGCUGGCGGCGGUGGACAUCGCCGUGUCCCAGGGCAAGAGCCACCCGUUCAAGCCGGACGCCACGUACCACACGAUGAACAGCGUGCCAUGCACGUCCACGUCCACCGUGCCGCUGGCGCAUCACCACCACCACCACCAUCACCACCAGGCGCUCGAGCCCGGUGACCUGCUGGACCACAUCUCGUCGCCCUCGCUCGCGCUCAUGGCCGGCGCGGGCGGCGCGGGCGCGGCGGGCGGCGGCGGCGGCGCCCACGACGGCCCGGGGGGCGGAGGCGGCCCGGGGGGCGGCGGCGGCCCAGGCGGUGGCGGCCCCGGGGGCGGCGGCGGCCCGGGCGGCGGCGGCCCGGGGGGCGGCGGCGGGGGCCCGGGCGGCGGGCUGCUGGGCGGCUCGGCGCAUCCGCAUCCGCACAUGCACGGCCUGGGCCACCUGUCGCACCCGGCGGCGGCGGCCGCCAUGAACAUGCCGUCGGGGCUGCCGCACCCCGGGCUGGUGGCGGCGGCGGCGCACCACGGCGCGGCAGCGGCGGCGGCGGCGGCGGCGGCGGCCGGGCAGGUGGCGGCGGCGUCGGCGGCGGCGGCCGUGGUGGGCGCGGCGGGCCUGGCGUCCAUCUGCGACUCGGACACGGACCCGCGCGAGCUCGAGGCGUUCGCCGAGCGCUUCAAGCAGCGGCGCAUCAAGCUGGGUGUGACGCAGGCCGACGUGGGCUCGGCGCUGGCCAACCUCAAGAUCCCGGGCGUGGGCUCGCUCAGCCAGAGCACCAUCUGCAGGUUCGAGUCGCUCACGCUCUCGCACAACAACAUGAUUGCGCUCAAGCCCAUCCUGCAGGCGUGGCUGGAGGAAGCCGAGGGCGCGCAGCGCGAGAAAAUGAACAAGCCCGAGCUCUUCAACGGUGGCGAGAAGAAGCGCAAGCGGACUUCCAUCGCCGCGCCCGAGAAGCGCUCGCUCGAGGCCUACUUCGCCGUACAGCCCCGGCCCUCGUCCGAGAAGAUCGCCGCCAUCGCCGAGAAACUGGACCUCAAAAAGAACGUGGUGCGGGUGUGGUUUUGCAACCAGAGACAGAAGCAGAAGCGGAUGAAAUUCUCCGCCACUUACUGA
Molecule: messenger RNA, 1275 nt
Organism: Globicephala melas (long-finned pilot whale)
Lineage: Eukaryota; Metazoa; Chordata; Mammalia; Artiodactyla; Delphinidae
Gene: POU4F1
Product: POU class 4 homeobox 1
Biological process (GO): regulation of transcription by RNA polymerase II
Molecular function (GO): DNA-binding transcription factor activity, RNA polymerase II-specific; RNA polymerase II cis-regulatory region sequence-specific DNA binding
Source: RefSeq, a predicted model, not a curated record